Molecule: messenger RNA, 2217 nt
Organism: Sardina pilchardus (European sardine)
Lineage: Eukaryota; Metazoa; Chordata; Actinopteri; Clupeiformes; Clupeidae
Gene: c1qtnf6a
Product: C1q and TNF related 6a
Exons: 2
Coding region: 1-714 (237 amino acids)
Molecular function (GO): protein binding
Source: RefSeq, a predicted model, not a curated record
AUGUUUGAGGCCCUUCUGUCAACCCUGCUCUUCUUGCCGUGGGUGACCCCUGUCCCCCCUACCCCCACACCCUGCCAGCGCUGCUGUGACCAUCUGGAGCCACCAGAGGGCGACGUGGUGCACAUACCCGAGAUUCGCACACACAUUGACAUGACCAUCCUGAAAGGCGAUAAGGGUGAUCGUGGGGAGAGAGGGACUCCAGGCAUACAGGGAGUGGAGGGCCAAUCAGGUAGCGCAGGCCCCGAGGGCCCCAAGGGCUCCAAGGGUGGGUCGGGCCCCCCUGGGGCCCCCUGCCAGCGGCAGCACGCGGCCUUCUCCGUGGGCCGGCGCAAGGCCCUGCACAGCGAGGAGCACUACCAGACGCUGCUCUUCGACGUCACCUUCGUCAACCUGGACGCCGACUUCGACAUGUUCUCGGGCCGCUUCCGCUGCCGCGUGCCCGGCGUCUACUUCUUCAACGUGAACGUGCACACGUGGAACUUCAAGGAGACGUACCUGCACGUGAUGCAGAACGACACGGCGCGCGCCAUCGUGUACGCGCAGCCCAGCGAGCGCUCCAUCAUGCAGAGCCAGAGCGUCCUGCUGCCGCUGGGCCGCGGCGACCAGGUGUGGCUGCGGCUCUUCAAGCGCGAGAGGGAGAACGCCAUCUACAGCGACGACACCGACAUCUACGUCACCUUCAACGGCCACCUCAUCAAAGCCGACGACGAGUGAAUGGGCUUGUGUGUGUGUGUGUGUGUGUGUGUAUCAUGAAUCCAGGUGUCAGGAAGGAGUCACCAUAUGUGUGUGUGUAUGUGUGUGUGUGUGUGUGUGUGUGUGUGUGUGUGUGUGUGUGUAUCAUGAAUCCAGGUGUCAGGAAGGAGUCACCAUAUGUGUGUGUGUGUGUGUGUGUAUGCAUUGGUUUGCCCUCAUGUUGUGAGGACAUUUGACCUGUGUACGUACAGACUAUGUGAGAACGUACCUGAGCUGUGGGGACGAGAAGUGUAGGAGCACUCAUCAAGAUGCAACUUAACCCCUUCUGCCUUGUCUCUGUAUGUCUUCAUAGUGUUGUUACAUCUACAGUUGUGUGUGUGUGUGUGUGUGAGUGUGUGUCAGACUCCAUCAAAACAAUAUCAGGAAAGCGUCAGGGGUGCGUUUUUUUUUGUAUCAUUCCAUGUAUCAGUUUCAUUUUACAUCGGAUGUUUAGAUUUCAUUUGUUUUUAAAAAGAUGAGUUGGUGCUAUUAGUGGAUCAUCAAAAGCAGCAUGCACAGCAUGUCUGCUCAGUACUGUGUCUUUGGUGCUAUUGCAAGUUUUUUUGAUUGACUCCCUGAAAUGUAUUUAUGAUCACAAACAAAUCAAAGCUUCGCUCUGUAAUCUGCAUUCAUUAAGCAACUAUACAGCUGCACCUGUACCACAGAUCUCUCACAAUCAGCUUCAGCAACGACAACUAAUUUAGUCCAUUUCUUUUGUCAAUGACUUUCACGCUUGCUGUGAGCCAUUCCUGUGCCAGAUCCUAGCCAGGUCAGGGCCAGCUCUGGGCCAGCAGAACUGGCUCCGUCACCUCCCGCCUGGUUUGCUACCCUUUUGAUUCAUAUCUGAGUCGAGAGAAUACGUCGGCCACAUCAGUCGAACCACAGAGCCCCGUUCAAACACGGCUUAUUAUCACAGGGAUUAACCCCGACACCUACACAUCACAACUUCAUGCUGAUACAAAAGCAAGAUAGCAUCAAACCACGGUAAUCUCACUUCUGAAGACUGCUCAGCAAAAGCAGAAACCAACUUAGAAACGUAAGGCGCAUCAGUGUGUGCACGUGUGCAUACACAUGCACGCAUACACGUAGACACACACACAGAGCGUCACAUAUUGUUUUUAAGAUCUUCUGUCAUUAUUUGGCUACUUGUAAUGUAAGCAUGCAAUUAAUAGAGUGAUUCCAAUUAAAUCUAACUUUAAGUCUCUCAGGGUUUCUAAAAAGUCUUUGCAUAUAACAGGAUAAAUUGAAUGAGUUUCCUUGGUAUUUUCCUUGUAUUUUGAGUUUUGUAAAAUUGCACCAUUGCACCAAAUCUACAAGAGAAAAUUAUGAGAUGGCCUGCAGUGUAAUUGCAGCUUCAGCUUAAAAGUGGAAUUAAAUGUUUAAUAUGAUGUCAAUACUUUAACCCUUCAUCUUGGAUGUCACAUAAACAUUCACAUAGGCAUUCAGCAUAAAACAAAACAGGUGCACUCUUUUUUCCUGAUACAA